This is a messenger RNA of Ziziphus jujuba (common jujube), 1452 nucleotides long. RefSeq names its product staphylococcal-like nuclease CAN2. The transcript has 9 exons. Bases 251 to 1264 code for a protein of 337 amino acids. Gene Ontology annotation, molecular function: nucleic acid binding; nuclease activity. NCBI's taxonomy places the organism in Eukaryota, Viridiplantae, Streptophyta, Magnoliopsida, Rosales, Rhamnaceae. The record is from RefSeq and is a predicted model, not a curated record. Gene Ontology annotation, cellular component: cytoplasm.
GAUCAAUUUAAACUUGAAAGUAGGCAAAAAAGAAAUAAGUAAGAAGCAAAAGAUUGCUCUAUACAAAUAUAUUUAUAAUUAUAAAAAUCAUUGGCCUUUUUUCCAUACCGUACGAAGACCAUUGUGCUUUCCCCUCUCUAUGGUCUAAAAAGGUGUCUCUUUUUCCUCUGUUCUUCACUGCUCGGGCUUCACACUGUGAAUCCAAUCUGAUAAGAAUCUCUGAGAUCGACAAGAAAAACAACAAAAGGAAAUGGGAAACGUGCUAAGGUCUCUAUUUGGGCAUUGCUGCAAACCCACUACCACUGAUGACCACUCUCAAUCACUUGGCCCCCAUGGCAUUUCUGCUGCCAACGUUGGCGUUUCGGCUCUUGCCCAGGACCUUUUCCAGUUCCAGAUCACUUCUCAGGUCCCAGAAGGACUCAGCAAGCAUGUCAUCUCGUCCAGGAAGGCUCAGGCUAAAUGGUAUGGAAAGCUAGUUGAGGCUUGGAAGGAAGCCAAACCACCUCCAAGAACAGCUGAAGAAGCAGCUAGGCUUAUAAUCCAAACCUUGAGCAGUCAUCAAAAGCCAGACAUUGAGGGCUUAUUGGCUUUCUAUGGUCUCCCUCUUCCUGAAACUCUUGUUGAACUUUCUGCUGGCGUCCCCGCUUCAUUACCUGAGGAAGUGAAGUUUGAAAUGCAAACACUACCAGUUGAUGCAAAGGCAGUUGCAGAUGGUGAUACAGUGACAGUUUAUGUCAGUGCAGCCGACCCCCGGGAGUCAUUGUGCAUACCCCCAGAAGUAAACAUAGCAGCUGUGAAAAGAUCCAAAGCGCGGGAAAAGAAGAAAUAUGCUAAGGCUGAUGAACUCCACAAUAGGAUAAUCGAUGCUGGAUAUCGGGUACUAAAUAUUCAGAACCAGGAGAUUCUUGCUCGGAAGUAUAGGAUUCGAUUGCGGGGAAUAGAUGCACCAGAAGGUGAAAUGCCUUAUGGAAAUGAAGCCAAGGAGGAACUGGCUAAGCUUGUUCAGGGAAAGUGUUUGAGAAUUCUAGUCUAUGGCGAAGAUCGUUAUGGUCGUACUGUGGGUGACAUAUAUUGCAAUGGCAUUUUUGUACAGGAAGUGAUGCUAAAAAAAGGGUGUGCCUGGCACUACAUAGCCUAUGACAAACGCAUAGAAUUUGCAAGGUGGCAAAAGGAGGCUCGAGCAAAGAGAAUGGGGUUAUGGGCUUUACGAAACCCUGAGGAGCCAUGGGACUGGAGAAAGAAACAACGUGAAGGUAGAUUGUAGACAAACUCGAAACCAACUGAAAUAGAGUUGUACAUAGUUUUUAUGUAUGGGUGAUCAUGUUGGAGUUGGAGUUUGUAGUUUAUGAAUUGUUAAUCAUGUUGGAGUCUGAAUUUAUCGUCAAAUAUGAAUUGCAUCGUGGAAGACUAAUGUUUGUAUUAUCAUUAAUAUGGUGGAGUGAAUUUCCAAUA